Messenger RNA from Coregonus clupeaformis (lake whitefish), 2802 nucleotides. RefSeq names its product homeobox protein Hox-A9-like. Gene Ontology annotation, molecular function: RNA polymerase II cis-regulatory region sequence-specific DNA binding; DNA-binding transcription factor activity, RNA polymerase II-specific. The coding region runs from base 1058 to 1861 and encodes 267 amino acids. Gene Ontology annotation, biological process: anterior/posterior pattern specification; embryonic skeletal system morphogenesis; DNA-templated transcription. NCBI's taxonomy places the organism in Eukaryota, Metazoa, Chordata, Actinopteri, Salmoniformes, Salmonidae. Gene Ontology annotation, cellular component: nucleus. The transcript is spliced from 2 exons. The record is from RefSeq and is a predicted model, not a curated record.
AAUAUGACUUUUACUGAGUAAUGUUAUAAUUUUUCUCCAAAUAGGCGAUUUAAUAACAAUGUCAUAGGACGUUGAUGAAAUAACAAAUGAAACUAGUCAGAUAUUAUUCUCAGCAGACUUUUGGUUCUAUUAGGCUUUAAACUUAUAUUAUAUUAGGUUAUUAUUGUAUAAUACCAAACUAAGGCUACACAAAAUAGCAUGAUACAGCACACCUUUAUAAGCUUAUCUUUAAUGGGGUGUGUGCGUAAAAGCUUUUUAAUUUUGGAAUGUUGUAGGUUCGGCCAUAACUUUGUCUGGUUCGAAUAAAUAUUUAUUGACAAUGAAAAUAUGAAAGGUUUGAACAUUUUCACAGAAGAUGAAAGAGGUUACAUACUACGAUGGAAAGCUACCCAGAGCAUUAGUUUUAAGGAAGUAUAUCUGAAUAAUUUACAUUCCUUGGCGCCAUAGAAAGAAUGCAGUUUAUGACAUUUGGUUUCGUUAAUAAGCCCCAAUAUGUCGGCGUUAUCCUGGUUAAGUUCAGCCGCUGUAUGUUUUGUUGUGAGUAUCAUUGGCAAUGCUUAUUACCCUAUAACAUAUGUGUAAAUAUACUCGUUAAAUGUGUGUUUUGGGAUAAUUAUUUAUUGGAUUUACUGACCUAUACUAAAGGGACAGAUACUUCCAAUGGUUUUUAGUUUAGCCUACUCUCCCUUUCCAUAGCCCUACAUUUAUAUCAGCAGUAAUUGUAUAAAAUAAUAAUAAUUUGCUUUUAAAACUAGACAUUGUUACGUUUUAAGACAGAGACCCUCGAGCAUUUAAUAGCCAAAGGGAUUGAUUUAUCCUUUAUUGUUCAGCCUUUAUGAUCACGUGCACGCGUCACCCAAUCGAAUGGCAGCCCUGCUUCCCAACUAUUAGUCGACUGUAGAUCUUUGUGGUGCCAAGUUGCUAUACUUGAUUUCUUCAGAUUGUUAUUUUGUAAAAGUGGGGUUUAGUGCGUGUGUAUGUGUGUGUGGCGCGUGUGGCGCGCUUGUUUUUGUAUGUAUCUGUGUAUGUGUGCGUACAUGUGAAAGUCUCUUUUGCCAUGUCGACAUCUGGAACGUUGACUAGCUACUACGUCGACUCCCUCAUCUUUCCCGAGAGCGAGGAGCUCUCCGCGCCCAGAUACCCCUCCGGUCCGGGGGGGCUCCAGCAUGCGAGGCAGCUCACCUCGCUCACCGAUCACACCGAGCAUGGGCCCUGCACCUUCCCAACCAAAGCCCCGGUCUUCAGCCCGUCCUGGGGCCAUGUAUCGACCCAGUUUCCAGGCGCCGUGUCAUCUGUGUACCACCACCCGUAUGGGAAUCACCAAGGCCCGGCUCCAGGUGACGUGGAGGGUCGCUACAUGCAGUCCUGGCUGCUUGAGCCCAUUUCAGGGUCCUUGCCUUUGACCGGAUUACCGACAAGUCAUCACUACGGGGUCAAACCGGAGAGCCUGGGCGCGCGAGUGGACAGUGCGCUGCCUGGAUCCCACACCGCACUGCUCCUGUCCGACUUCGCCAACGGGACGGUGGCGACGGCGUCCCCGGUGGACAAGGACACACUAUCUGGCCAGACCGCGAACCUGAACGGGGAGAUAGAAGAGAAACCGGCCCUCGAUCCAAAUAACCCGGUAUCUAACUGGCUCCACGCAAGCGCCACGAGAAAAAAGCGCUGUCCAUACACCAAGCACCAGAUCCUUGAGCUGGAGAAAGAGUUCCUCUUUAACACGUACCUCACGCGGGACCGUAGGUUCGAGGUCGCGAGGCAGCUCAACCUUACGGACAGACAGGUCAAAAUCUGGUUUCAGAACCGCAGAAUGAAGAUGAAGAAAUUUAAUAAAGAUGGUGGACCAAAGGAUGAUUUAUAGGUACCUAUGAUUGAUUGAAUGAUAACGUAAAAAAUAUCACAAAUAAGGCAUAUCUGUGAAAAAACUGUAUUUUUUAAAGUCUUUCUCUUAUUGUUUUAUUCCAAACAGAAGCUGUUAUGUGUCUUGUAAAAAGCAUGUCCGGCUCUACUCGUCGGUUUGAUGCAACUACCUUUAUAUUGCACAAUUUAACAGUGCGCAUAAUUGUUUUGUUAUUGUUAUUAGGAUGUUAAUUAGUUAAGGCCUCGGCUGCAAGUGUCAUUGUGUAAGACGUGUAUUAGUAGGCCUGUUCUCUGUGCUCGUUUGUGUAUGGAUGUUUGUAGCUAUGUGUGUGUUCUCUGGUUUGUAGAUAUGUGUAUUUCCAGUUCAACUGAAUUUAGUUUAAAAUGUGAUUUCGUUUUUUUUCUUCUUGUCAUUAUUUCAAUUACUGGUAACGUUGAGUUAUGAUCUAACGUUGGAGCGAUAGGCUAAUGUCUGACUGCUAACGUGAUGGUAGCAUUUUGAAGUGGGUGCAGGGGUAUCAUAAACCUCUUUAAAAUGCAUAUGGACCUAUUGAUAAUAUUACUAGAAGCUACAUAACAAUUAUAUUGUGUUGACUACCUAGACGUCUAUCAACUACCUAUAAUUGCAAGAACCUAUUUCAUUUAUGAAGAAACAUAAUGCUUGUAUAGAUAGGGCACUAUGUCUGAAUUUCAGGGAGUAACAUUUUAGAGGACAUAUUGGUUAGAGAGAGAGAGAGAGAGAGAGAGAGAGAGAGAGAGAGAGAGAGAGAGAGAGAGAGAGAGAGAGAGAGAGAGAGAGAGAGAGAGAGAGAGAGAGAGAGAGAGGGGGACAUUUAAAAAACACUGGAGGCAACGUUCUGAAUACCUCAUGGUCUGGAGACGUUCAGAUGUUUGGUUCUCAAAUGUAAUUUGUACUUUAUUUAUUGAAUAAAACAAAUGAUA